AUGGUCAUCACGUGUUUUUGGGUGGCGACCACCAAGAACUUUGAUUUUGACUGUAGUAUUUCGGUGCAUGGUCGGUGCACUAGAGGAUCGGGAGCUUGUGUGUGGGCCGCUCCCCUUAUUGGCAAACCUUGCUACAAAGGGACAACAGGUAAGCAGCGCACCACAGACGAAUACAAAAUUCUCAGGAUAGGACUUAUGUUAACAUUGAGUUCCUUGCCGGACUGGAUGACCUUAGCCCUACUCACGGAUGAGGAAAUAUAUGGCAUAGGGAAGCUCAGGCAUGAAAGAAAUGAAAAGGACUUGUGUAUCUUGAUUCAGGAUUCAACUGACAUUGAUGACGUUUGUUACAAGAAAAUCCAUCCUAUUAAUUUCAAUGACAAACCAUACAGAUGUCAAAUUUGCAACAAGACCUUCACUGACACAUGCAGUAUAUCAAGGCACAUGAAAGCACAUACAAAAACGAAGCCAUACAACCGUAAAAUUUGCAAUAAGACCUUCUCAGGGAAAGGUCAUCUAAUGGAUCACAUAAGAGUACAUACAGAAGAGGAAGCAUACAUUAUUUGUAAUACGAAAUUCUCACGCAAAAGAAAUAUAGGAAGCCGUAUGGGAGUACAUGCAAAUGAGAAGCCAUACAGCUGUUAG
Penaeus monodon (black tiger shrimp) is the source of this 642-nucleotide messenger RNA. RefSeq names its product zinc finger protein 778-like. Lineage: Eukaryota; Metazoa; Arthropoda; Malacostraca; Decapoda; Penaeidae. Gene Ontology annotation, biological process: negative regulation of transcription by RNA polymerase II; regulation of cytokine production; regulation of immune system process. The coding region runs from base 1 to 642 and encodes 213 amino acids. The record is from RefSeq and is a predicted model, not a curated record. The transcript is spliced from 5 exons.